Closterium sp. NIES-65 is the source of this 909-nucleotide messenger RNA. NCBI's taxonomy places the organism in Eukaryota, Viridiplantae, Streptophyta, Zygnematophyceae, Desmidiales, Closteriaceae. The record is from the annotation of a GenBank genome assembly.
AUGGACGUGGACAUGGACGUGGACGUGGACGUGGACGUGGACGUGGACAUGGACGUGGACGUGGACGUGGACGUGGACAUGGACGUGGACGUGGACGUGGACGUGGACAUGGACGUGGACGUGGACGUGGACGUGGACGUGGACGUGGACAUGGACGUGGACGUGGACGUGGACAUGGACGUGGACGUGGACGUGGACGUGGACGUGGACGUGGACAUGGACGUGGACAUGGACGUGGACAUGGACGUGGACGUGGACGUGGACGUGGACAUGGACGUGGACGUGGACGUGGACGUGGACAUGGACGUGGACAUGGACGUGGACAUGGACGUGGACGUGGACGUGGACGUGGACGUGGACAUGGACGUGGACGUGGACGUGGACGUGGACAUGGACGUGGACGUGGACGUGGACGUGGACAUGGACGUGGACAUGGACGUGGACAUGGACGUGGACGUGGACGUGGACAUGGACGUGGACAUGGACGUGGACGUGGACGUGGACGUGGACGUGGACGUGGACGUGGACAUGGACGUGGACGUGGACGUGGACAUGGACGUGGACGACGUGGACGUGGACAUGGACGUGGACGUGGACGUGGACGUGGACGUGGACGUGGACGUGGACGUGGACAUGGACGUGGACGUGGACAUGGACGUGGACGUGGACAUGGACGUGGACGGGGACUCGGACGUGGACGUGGACGUGGACGUGGACGUGGACGUGGACAUGGACGUGGACGUGGACGUGGACGUGGACGUGGACGUGGAGGACGUGGACGUGGACAUGGACGUGGACGUGGACGUGGACGUGGACAUGGACGUGGACGUGGACGUGGACAUGGACGUGGACGUGGACGUGGACGUGGACAUGGACAUGGACGUGGACGUGGACGUGGACGUGGACUGA